AGCAGGGGGAUACGCCUUGGCUCUGGCCGUUUCUGCACAAGCCAGUCCAGGGUGGAGAGGAAAGAGAGCGUGGGUGGGCAGAGGCCAACUGAGGGGGCCAGCACAGAGGAGAGUUGAGCAUGUUGGAUGGGAAGCAGUGGAGGGUCAAGAGGAAGCAGGUCCUGGUGAAGGAGGAGGAGGUAGUUGGGGGUUGUGCUCCUGAGCCCCAGCAGUGAGGAAAGAGGCCUCUUGGUUUUGGCAAGUUUUAAAGAUUUUAUUUAUGUAUUUAUUUUUUCCCCCCAAAGCCCCAGUAGAUAGUUGUAUGUCAUAGCUGCACAUCCUUCUAGUUGCUGUAUGUGGGAUGCGGCCUCAGCAUGGCCGGAGAAGCGGUGCGUCGGUGCACGCCUGGGAUCCAAACCCGGGCCGCCAGCAGCGGAGUGCAUGCACUUGACCGCUAAGCCACGGGGCCGGCCCCUGGCAAGUUUUAUAGUAGAAUAUAUUUUUCAUUUUCUCUUUUAAAGAUACAGUAGGGAAUUGGAGAAGAAGUAAAUUUGGGAAGGGGAUAGUGGAGUAACCAGAGGUGGAGAAGGCAAAUGUUCAUGGUUGUGUGGCAGGUGGCCCCCGGAACCCCACCUGCUAGCUGGCUGUGCUGUGGCCUGGAGAGUGCGAAGCCUGGCCACACUGUGUGGUGCAGGACUGGCCAUCCCCUGACUUGGAGCAGCUGACUGUGCUUGGUCAAUUCUGGCUGGUUCGGAGUGCGCAGCCAAAGUGUUUGCACUGACGGCCGCAGUGGUGAGGUCUGGUGUGGUCAGAAUGGCAGAGGAGCAGGAGUUCACCCAGCCGUGCAAGUUGCCUGCGCAGCCCUCACACCCACACUGUGCCAACAACACCUACCGGAGCGCGCAGCACUCCCAGGCCCUGCUCCGGGGGCUGCUGGCUCUCCGGGACAGCGGCAUCCUCUUUGACGUCGUCCUGGUGGUGGAGGGGAGACACAUCGAGGCCCAUCGCAUCUUGCUGGCCGCGUCCUGCGAUUACUUCAGAGGAAUGUUUGCUGGGGGAUUGAAGGAGAUGGAGCAGGAAGAGGUCCUGAUCCAUGGUGUGUCCUACAAUGCCAUGUGCCAAAUCCUGCAUUUCAUAUACACCUCCGAGCUGGAGCUCAGCCUGAGCAAUGUCCAGGAGACGCUGGUCGCUGCCUGCCAGCUUCAGAUCCCAGAAAUCAUCCAUUUCUGCUGUGAUUUCCUUAUGUCCUGGGUGGAUGAGGAGAACAUCCUUGACGUCUACCGGCUGGCGGAGCUAUUUGACUUGAGCCAUCUGACUGAGCAGCUGGACACCUACAUCCUCAAAAACUUUGUGGCCUUCUCACGGACUGACAAGUACCGCCAGCUUCCCCUGGAGAAGGUCUACUCCCUCCUCAGCAGCAACCGCUUGGAGGUCUCCUGCGAGACGGAGGUGUACGAGGGCGCCCUGCUCUACCAUUACACGCUGGAGCAGGUGCAGGCCGACCAGAUCUCACUGCACGAGCCCCCCAAGCUCCUGGAGACGGUGCGGUUUCCCCUGAUGGAAGCCGAGGUCCUCCAGCGGCUGCAUGACAAGCUGGACCCCAGCCCACUGAGAGACAUGGUGGCCAGCGCCCUCAUGUACCACCGGAACGAGAGCCUGCAACCCAGCCUGCAGAGCCCGCAGACGGAGCUGCGGUCGGACUUCCAGUGCGUUGUGGGCUUCGGGGGCAUUCACUCCACACCGUCCACUGUCCUCAGCGACCAGGCCAAGUACCUGAACCCCCUGCUGGGAGAGUGGAAGCACUUCACUGCCUCCCUGGCCCCCCGCAUGUCCAACCAGGGCAUCGCGGUGCUCAACAACUUCGUAUAUCUGAUUGGAGGGGACAAUAACGUCCAAGGGUUCCGUGCCGAGUCCCGAUGCUGGAGGUACGACCCGAGGCACAACCGCUGGUUCCAGAUCCAGUCCCUGCAGCAGGAGCAUGCCGACCUGUGUGUGUGUGUUGUGGGCGGGUACAUCUACGCGGUGGCUGGCCGUGACUACCACAAUGACCUGAAUGCUGUGGAGCGCUACGACCCCACCACCAACUCCUGGGCCUACGUGGCCCCCCUUAAGAGGGAGGUGUAUGCUCACGCAGGCGCCACGCUGGAGGGGAAGAUGUACAUUACCUGCGGCCGCAGAGGGGACGACUACCUGAAGGAGACGCACUGCUAUGACCCGGGCAGCAACACGUGGCACACUCUGGCCGAUGGGCCCGUGCAGCGGGCCUGGCAUGGCAUGGCCACCCUCCUGGACAAGCUGUACGUGAUCGGAGGCAGCAACAAUGAUGCUGGCUACAGGAGGGAUGUGCACCAGGUGGCCUGCUACAGGUGCACGUCCGGGCAGUGGUCAUCUGUCUGCCCGCUCCCAGCGGGGCACGGCGAGCCCGGCAUCGCUGUACUGGACAACAGGAUCUACGUGCUGGGCGGCCGCUCGCACAACCGUGGCAGCCGCACGGGCUACGUGCAUAUCUACGACAUGGAGAAGGACUGCUGGGAGGAGGGGCCCCAGCUGGACAACUCCAUCUCGGGCCUGGCGGCCUGCGUGCUCACCCUGCCCCGCUCCCUGCUCCUCGAGCCGCCCCGUGGGUCCCCUGACCGCAGCCAGGCCGACCCGGACUUCGCCUCAGAGGUGAUGAGUGUGUCUGACUGGGAGGAGUUCGACAAUUCCAGCGAGGACUAGGGCUCCAGGAGCCUGGUGUCAGAGGGGAAGGGUGGCGGGAGCUCUGAGGGCAGCAGGGCCCCUAGGCGGCCCAGGCCAGAGCACUUUACCCCAGGGCGUCGGACACCCUUCCUCCUGGCGUUGCCGACUUGCUGGCUCCUGCCACCUUUCCUUCACGCUGGCCCGCCGGCUGGUAUUUGCGGGCUCUGCAGAUCUGUGGCUGUGGGUUACCCAGCAGUGGGAAAUGCUGGUGAAGAGCCCUGGUCCUCUGAAGUUGACCAGGCCCUCUCCUCUGCUCGGACGGGGUUGCCGUCACCAGCUGUCUUGGCCUCCCUGGUUCUGGUCCCUGCUGGGCUAAGAAGGCACCCUUUUCCACAGGGACCUGGGGACUGGUGCCUGGGUGAGGGGGCUGUGGCACAUUGCGUCCCCUUCUGUGGGUAGGGAGGAGGCAAGGUGAGUCCCUCAGCCGGCCCAGCAGCCAGGGGCUUCAGUGCUGGAGCGUUUCCAAGAGCUGGUGAGGAAGCAGAGAUACAUCAAGUUGCCUGAGACUGGUUCUAGCGAUAAACAGAUCCCCUACAGCCAGGCUUUUCUGACCCUGUGUUGUUAAUAAAUGAAAUAAAUCAUCUUACAAAAGGUGUGAAUUGUUUUCCUGUG
Diceros bicornis minor is the source of this 3330-nucleotide messenger RNA. It is a transcript of the gene KLHL22, whose product is annotated as kelch like family member 22. The record is from RefSeq and is a predicted model, not a curated record. Gene Ontology annotation, biological process: cell division; protein monoubiquitination; positive regulation of TORC1 signaling. Gene Ontology annotation, cellular component: cytosol; mitotic spindle; nucleus. Lineage: Eukaryota; Metazoa; Chordata; Mammalia; Perissodactyla; Rhinocerotidae. The coding region runs from base 793 to 2697 and encodes 634 amino acids. Gene Ontology annotation, molecular function: protein binding. The transcript is spliced from 7 exons.